Diachasma alloeum is the source of this 1554-nucleotide messenger RNA. RefSeq names its product m7GpppX diphosphatase (gene Dcps). Lineage: Eukaryota; Metazoa; Arthropoda; Insecta; Hymenoptera; Braconidae. Gene Ontology annotation, biological process: deadenylation-dependent decapping of nuclear-transcribed mRNA. The record is from RefSeq and is a predicted model, not a curated record. Gene Ontology annotation, molecular function: RNA 7-methylguanosine cap binding; hydrolase activity. Bases 69 to 1106 code for a protein of 345 amino acids. The transcript is spliced from 4 exons. Gene Ontology annotation, cellular component: P-body; nucleus.
UAAUACAAACGCGCUGUGACUUGCUAUAUAUAUGUAUAUAAAAUAGUGACAUCAGAGUGUGUUUGAAGAUGGCGGAAAAUGCAAGCGAAAAUCUUGACACCGAGUGUUGUCCUAAAAAAAAACAAAAAGUGGAAAAUACGCCAGAUGAAAUUGAGAAAAAACAUGAUACUGCUGACGAUGUAGAUGAAUUCCUCCAAGAUAUUGCGAAUUUUCAAGUGAAAAAUAUACUGCGAAAUGAUACAACGAAUAAACGAAUUGCUGUACAAGGGUUAUUCAAGGGACGCAGCGAAAAUGCUCUAAUUGUUUUGGAAAAGAAGAUAUUCCCGGAGGAACGAGAGAUUUUGCAGGAAGGAUUUUUCGAUAGUAAUUCGAGUUCAAAGAAGAUCUAUCGUAAUGAUAUUUAUCGUGGAUACGAUUGGUUCCCAAUGAAACAACACAAUGGAUUGAAUGUAACAAUAACGUAUCCUGCAACGAAUAAGCACAUUGAAAAAUGGAUGCCACCAGAGUAUUAUUUAAUUGAAGAGACACCAGAGUUAUAUAAAAAUGUAACUCUACCGCGACUUUUGAGAGAACCAUUUUCGUUGCAGUGGGUUGAUAAUAUUUUAAAUGGCACAGCUGAAAAGGACAGAGUUAUAUAUAAUGACGCAGACAAUGAUCUAGGCUUUGUAUUGGUAAAAGACCUCAAAUGGGAUGAUCAAAUUCAAACGCUGUAUUUAUUAGCAAUAACGAGACAAAGAAUACGUUCAAUCAGAGAAUUGAAUGAGACUCAUCUGCCAUUACUGAAGAAUAUCAAAGAAAGUGCUUGCAAGGCCAUUGAGGAGCAAUACAAAAUACCAAGGUCACAAUUGAAAAUCUUCUUUCAUUAUCAGCCAACUUUUUACCACCUCCACGUGCAUUUCACAAGUUUCGCCGUUGAGAAUGCCGGUGCAAUUGUCGAGAGGGCCCAUCUACUGACAACCGUGAUUAAUAAUAUUGAGUUGGUGUCGGAUUAUUAUGAAAAGGCAGUCCUUUCAUUUCGUGUUCCAAAAUUAUCGUCUUAUACACCCUACAGUGAAUAUUUGGAUGAAAAUCAACAUGUAAAAAAAAAAUCACGUUUUUCUGACUAGAAACUUAACUUUUUUGAAAAUUAAUUACUUGCAUCAGUGAAAAUGUACCUCUCGUCACAUAAGCGUCACUAAACAUUGGCCUCAUUAAUAAUCGAUACUAUUGUACAAUUGUCAAAGUCAUAUUUUUAUAAAUAUACAAUCUCGUAUCUUCUUAAUAUUACUCAAUCAAUUCCAACACCUGGAACAAAUUUAGCUGUGAAUCCCUCUUCUCAAGAUAUUAUGUAAGGGCACAUUAUUUUUUAGGCUUUGUUUUCAUCACAAAUACACACAAUUAUGUGCUUUUUGGAAAUACACAAAAUAUCUGAUAAAAUACUCAUACCCCAGAAUAUUAUGCGACAAAAUUAUACGAUGAAUUACACCAAAAAUUAUGGCCUUACAACUGACAAUUAUUGUAGACUUGAGUUUUGUUUUUCUGUAUUUUCUUGCAUUAAAUAAUUAUGCAUAAGUA